CUCUGCACCUUCGUCGCCGUCGAGCCCGUCGAUAUUGCCGCCUCUCGCUGCACUGGACGACACGCCAGGCUCGGUCAAUGAUUGGCCUUGGUGGGCGGCCAGCACUGCAGCAGCUCGCGCAGCUACACGGACAGACCAUCAGAUCAGGUACACAUCCUCGCUGUUGGACUCACGCUGCUUGCGGCCCAUCGCUGUCCUCCAGCACCGGCUUCUCGGUGACUUCGGUCGUCGCGUCGAGCGUCGCACGCCGACCGUCGAAGCUUCAGAGCUGCACGCAUCUCCACCCUUACACGCACCCACCAUGGCGCCGGAUAGGCCGACGCGAGUGCAUUACAUGCCAGUGAUGCUGCCAUCGAGCGCACAAUCAGAAAAACUCAGCUUGCCUAACUAUCCUCGAACACCUGCAAUGCGCUCGGCUUAUCGUCUCACCGCGUUCCAGUGGCGAGUCUAUGACUUGCUGCACAGUCAGAUCAUCCCUGCCGGUCGCGUGACAUCAUACGAAAGUCUGGCACGUAGGCUGAGCUCUUCACCGCGCGCAGUUGGCGGCGCCUUGAGACGGAACCCUUUCGCGCCCGUGGUACCUUGUCAUCGCGUCGUCAAAGCAAGCGGCCAGUUGGGCGGCUAUAUGGGCCAGUCGAGCAGCCGCAGCAGCAGCAGCCAGGGCGAUCAGAAGCGACUGCAGAAGAAGAUAGAGCUGCUUGCUGAAGAGGGUGUGCUCUUCGACGGAAAAGGCAUGCUCAGGGAUCCCAGCCAGCUCAUAUGAGACGGAAUGCAGGCGUGUUGUACCUAUGUAUACACUGAACCGAUUUACAGAGCUAC
Molecule: messenger RNA, 819 nt
Organism: Mixia osmundae IAM 14324
Lineage: Eukaryota; Fungi; Basidiomycota; Mixiomycetes; Mixiales; Mixiaceae
Exons: 3
Coding region: 407-763 (118 amino acids)
Biological process (GO): DNA repair
Molecular function (GO): methylated-DNA-[protein]-cysteine S-methyltransferase activity
Source: RefSeq, a predicted model, not a curated record